ACUGUCACUGUCACAAAUAUAUUAUUUUCAGUCAGCUGUUCGCACUGUAAGCACAGACACAAAUUUCAAGUAAAAUUUAUUCGAAACUUGUGCAAUCAAUAAUAAUAAUUUAUUUAAUUUGACAAAAAUUCAGCAUGAAUGUAUGUAAAAAUUUCAAGUUUCUCCGCAUCGCGAGAGAUUGUUGUAUCCGCAACCUGAGCGGGAGCAGAUUGCCCGGACCGAGGCUAUCUAAUGCCGGCACAUACACAUUGGAGCCACUGACGAAGCGGGAACUGGUGCGGGUCCAUGGAGCCGAGGCGAUGCCCUUUCUGCAGGGUCUGGUGACCAACGAUGUGUCCCGUCUGCAGGAGCCCAACGGACCCACGUCCAUGUACGCGCUGUUCCUCAACCGAGGCGGACGUGUGAUGUACGACACCAUCAUAUAUCGCACCAAUGAUCCGGACACGUUUCUAUUGGAAUGUGAUCGGGAUGCUUCGUCGGAUUUUCGUCGUCAUCUGCGCACAUAUCGUGUAAGGAAACGCAUUGACAUCGACACCGUGGAUGAUGAGUAUGUGCCCUGGGUGCUGUUCAAUGAGCAACGGACCAAUCAGAUAGCCACCAAGAAGACAGAGGAUCUGUUUAUUACGCAGGAUCCGCGUCUCGAAUCCCUCGGCACACGCAUCCUUGCGCCCACAGAUUUGGGCAUCAAUAAUCUGAUCAAGAACUUGUGGCGCCAUCAUGAGGUGGUCGCCUCCAAUUCCACACCCGACAGCAACUACACAUUGCUGCGGUACAAGCAGGGCAUUGGCGAGGGAAUCGAGGAGUUGCCGCCCGGCAAAUGCUUUCCACUGGAGGCCAAUGCCGAUUACCUCAACGGAGUCAGCUUCAACAAGGGCUGCUACGUCGGACAGGAGCUGACGGCCCGGGUUCAUCACUCGGGCGUCAUACGGAAGCGAUACAUGCCCGUGCGCUUCACCGCUCCGGUCAGCUCCAAUCACAUUGUCAAGUCGGUGGCGGGUGCCAAUCUUGGACGUGUGCUUGGCCAUGCCCAUAAUCGUGGAGUGGCUCUGCUGCGCAUUGAGCCGGUUCUGGGUAGCCAUCAGCAACUGGUCAUCGAUGGCGAACGCUGCUAUGUGGAUCGGCCACAGUGGUGGCCCAGCGAUGUGACCAGUAAGCGUGUCCAUGCCGCCAUCGAGUGACCCAAAGAAAACUGAACUAUUUUUAUUAUGUAAUUGAAUGUAAUUUUAGGCUAGCGCAAUUAGUAAAGUUGAUUCGUUUCCGAUCAA
This is a messenger RNA of Drosophila innubila, 1265 nucleotides long. Its product is annotated as putative transferase CAF17, mitochondrial. Lineage: Eukaryota; Metazoa; Arthropoda; Insecta; Diptera; Drosophilidae. The coding region runs from base 135 to 1178 and encodes 347 amino acids. Gene Ontology annotation, cellular component: mitochondrial matrix. Gene Ontology annotation, molecular function: protein binding. The record is from RefSeq and is a predicted model, not a curated record. The transcript is spliced from 2 exons.